AAGCCGACAGCCCCACUUGGAAAAUUGGUGAGGAAGCUUGAUUUCUCCUUCUUUUCUUGCUCUAGAACACAAAUUGAAUCCAGAAAUUUCCCCCACCCCUCUGCAGAAUUCGGAUCUGCUCUGCUCUGUCCGGUUGCUGCUCUUGCCAGUUGUGGGUGCAAAUUCCUUGAAUUUUCGCCCCGUGAAUUGCUUCUGCACUUGCCGCCGGCUUCUCCCCCAGCCAAGCUCGGUUUCUGCAGCUGGAAAAUUAUGCAUUAGGAUAAAGUUUAAGCAUUAAUUAAAGUGGGAUUUAUGUGAUUGAGUGUUAAUUGACUGCUGUGAGAUUUUUGGAGAAAAUCCCGGGAGAUUAGCUAGUGUUUUGGCCAAUUUUGGGAGUGCAGUUACUGUUCACGGCACUGUUCACGCACAAAUGGCCAAUAAUUAACGGAGAUUUAAAUGAUAAGUUUGUGAUAUAAAAACGAAUUUGAAGAUAUCUGAUCAUGUGGAAAUUGAUAGAAAUAGCAUCGUGAUUAGGGGUGAUCCUAAUGAAAUUUCACCUUGAAUUUGUGAUAGUAUGGUAUUAAUUCUUAAAUAUUUGAUUAGGUUCUUGAUCGUUCUGUCAAUUAGCACUGAGAUCGAGUCUUUGGUUUUAUGCGAGUGAGGUAAGUAAAUUUAUGGUAAUGCCCGUAUCACUUUUAAAAGCAUGUUUUGACUUGUUUUUGAAAUGGUGGUGGGACUAAACCCGUUUUAUGCAAAAGUAAGUAUGACUAAUUUAAAGUGAAAUUUUUAUGCUUUUCAUUAAAUUGAGCAUGCCUACUUGAAAUUUAAUUGAUUGUCCUGAUGAUUUGAAAGUGAUUGGUGAAUUAUGAUUUGUCUGUUAACUUCUGCCUGUUUUGUCUUCGAUGUGGUUAUGUUAUUGAUAACCCUGCUAGUGGGGGUUAAAACGCUAGCACAUGUUGACAUGUUACUGAUAGAACCGGUUCGUUUCUAUUGCCUUGCUAGUAGGGAUUACACACCAGCAAAUACUGUAGCCUACCAGUGGGAGGUUUAUAACACUAGCCGUGACCUAUAGAGGAGGCGUCUAUUUCAUUCCUGCACUGUACUUGUUUUUCGUGAUUAUACUUGUUGGCAUGCUAUACGUUUAAUUAAGGGCAAUCCAUAUUUUACUUACUGAGUUUAUCUCAUAGUUUUUCUUGUCGACCAUUUCAGGAAGUGAAACCGAGGACGGAGAAACCACGGGAAGUGACGAGUUAGAAGGCUAGCCAUUUUGUAAAUUGAAUAUAGAUUCUAGAAAUAAAUCAUGAUCUUGUAAACUAGAGUGUAUUUGGAGAUUUUAUGAUAUCAAAGUAAAUUUUAAAGAUUUUA
This is a messenger RNA of Rubroshorea leprosula, 1344 nucleotides long. The record is from the annotation of a GenBank genome assembly. NCBI's taxonomy places the organism in Eukaryota, Viridiplantae, Streptophyta, Magnoliopsida, Malvales, Dipterocarpaceae.